AUGUAUUAUGACAAGAAUAGUAUAAAAGAUGAAAUGAUCCAACAACAUAACGUACGAAAACCAUUAUUUGUCCUCCGUAAAACCAUGCCUAAUACUGUAAGGUCACCCAUGCAGUCUUCGUACGAAAAGGGUCAAUUUGGUAAAAAUAUUAAUAAUCAGUCAAUGGAGAAUAUUAAAGAUGGUGGCAUGACUAGUGGUAUAACAAUACAGUUGAUAUGGCCGAAAGAUUCACUGCUGCUGCCACCACAACCAGCCCCGUCUUAUUCUGACAAACUUUCCCACAACAGGAGAUAG
This is a messenger RNA of Macrosiphum euphorbiae (potato aphid), 294 nucleotides long. The record is from the annotation of a GenBank genome assembly. NCBI's taxonomy places the organism in Eukaryota, Metazoa, Arthropoda, Insecta, Hemiptera, Aphididae.